Messenger RNA from Lactuca sativa (garden lettuce), 882 nucleotides. RefSeq lists its product as uncharacterized. The record is from RefSeq and is a predicted model, not a curated record. NCBI's taxonomy places the organism in Eukaryota, Viridiplantae, Streptophyta, Magnoliopsida, Asterales, Asteraceae.
AUGGACUCGACGAGUCCCCCACCUGAACAGAAAAACAGGCCUCCUGUUAAGCCAUAUCAGCCUCCACUGCGAUUUCCAGCUCGAGCUAGACAAGAAAAGAAUGAUGUUGACUACCAAAAGUUUCUAGAACAUAUAAAAGCUCUCCAAAUUAAUAUGUCAUUCAUCGAGGCGGUUGCACAAAUGCCUAAAUAUGCCAAAUUCCUCAAGGAGCUUCUAACUAAUAGAAAGAAGAUGGAAGAGGUGAAAAAAGUGGUCCUAAAUGAUAAUUGCUCAGCUGCCAUGUUGAACAAAUUACCUAAGAAGAAGGGUGAUCCGAGAAGCUUAACCUUGCCUUGUCAAUUCAGAAACUUAGCUACUAUUUAUGCAUUGGCUAAUUCGGGGGAAAUUAUAAAUCUCAUGUCAUACUCAUUCUUCAAGAAAUUAGAUCUUUCGGAGCCAAGGCCAAUUCGAAUGGCAAUUAACUUAGCAAAUAAAAUAGUCACAUUCCCAAAGGGAAUAUACAAAGAUCUAUUGGUAAAAGUUGAUAAGUUUGUGUUCCUCGCGGACUUCAUAGUACUAGACAUGGAAGCGGAUCCUCAAGUCCUAAUCAUACUUGGAAGACCUUUCCACAACACCGCGAGUGCUAUAGUUGACAUGCGAGAUUCCAAAUUUAGUCUUAGGGUGGGAGACGAAUUAGCUACAUUUGGAGUUGAUCAAGCCAUGAAGCAUGCAAGGAGCAGUGAUGACACGUCAUUCUCGGUUGAUAUGUUGGAAGAGUUAAUGGAGGAAUGGAAAGAAGAUGAGCCCAGCAAGUCCACCAUCACCUUUGAAGAAGAAUUUGAUGCUGAAAGAGACCUGAUGGAGAUAGAGAGACUGCUCGAGGAAGCUGAAUAUAUGAUCUAA